AUGGCCACAUCCAGUGCGCAGCAGACCCCCUUUUUCUCCAACUCAGCAAACCAUGUGGGAAUCUUGCACGUGUGGAACUCCUCAGGGGGCGGAGCUGGAAGCGUCAACGUCUACUCUGAUCAGGAGAUCAUAAUUGGCCGCAGCAACAAGUUAUGUAACUUGGCACUUGAAGGAGACCUGGGUGUCUCCAACAAGCAUAUCCGCAUCUACGUUAUCAUCUUUGACCAGGGGAAUCCAGGAGAGGUGGGGCCCCUCGUAUACGCCCAAGACAUGUCUAGAAACGGGACCCGGUGGAAUGGGGUGCAUAUCAAGAAAGAAGACGCUGGCGUACUGCUAAGUGAUGGAGAUAGGUUGGGAUUGACCCCAAACACGAUUAUCACGUUCCAGACCUGGACAGAGAGGCAGCGUGAUAUUCCAUUUAGUGAGGUGCAGAAAAAGGAGAUGCAGCACUUUGAAAGGAGGUACAGAAUCACAAAUAGACUCCUUGGCUGCGGUGCAUAUGGAAGAGUCCAUAUGGCCAUAAGCACAAAGCAUAGGAAGCAGCUAGCUUGCAAAAUCAUUGAUAUUGGUAGCCUGAAGAGACGGCUAAGCCAAAUUGAAGUUGAGAAACGUACUGAAUUGCACGUUCCGCGCCCUGCUGCGGAUGUCGAUGCCUGGCAGGAGAUCGAGAAAAUCAAAGAUUGGGCUGAACGACGAAAUGAGACUAGCUACGUCAAGUCAAAGCUUCAAGUUUAUAAGCGGGAGGUGGAGAUCUUGAAGGAUCUAUUCCACCCAAAUAUCAUAUGCCUCGAGAAAGUGUUCCUGAGCACGAACACCAUCUACAUCUUUCAAGAACUGGUCACCGCAGGAGACCUAUUCUCGUUCCUGGAGUUUAAACAAUUUAACCUAUCCGAUCUCGAGGCCGCGGUAAUAGUGCGUCAAAUCGCCUUGGCGAUACGUUAUCUCCAUAGAAACAACGUUGUUCAUCGCGACAUCAAACCAGAUAAUGUCUUGAUGACGUCGCUUUCUGAUGGUGCACGCGUCGUCUUGACGGAUUUUGGCUGUGCUCGACGUCUCGAAAACGAGAGUAGUCGCAUGAAGACUUCGAUGGGGACACUGGAAUAUACAGCUCCUGAGGUCCCAAGAUCGACAUCUCCUGGUCGUGGAAUUGGGUACACUAAAGCUGUCGACAUGUGGUCCCUGGGUUGUCUCACUGUGGUCCUCUUAACUGGGGGGUCACCCUUCACACAUCCAGAGACGGGAAAAUACAGCGAAGAUAUGGCACUAAACUGCGAUCUGAGCACCCUCGAAAAGGAGGAAGACUGGCAGCACGUCGGACGACGCGCCAAAGACUUCGUUCGCAACCUCCUCAUUCUAGACGACAACGCUCGGAUGACAGCGCACGACGCUGUUUCGCACGCGUGGUUCACAAGCCCCACCUACAAGGAGGAAUUCGAGAAACUCUACCGGCGGGCGGUGAAGGACUGGCAUCCCCGCCUUUCCAUGAAACACCAGGUCGUAUCUGACGAGAACAUCGAGGACGGUAUAUGCACAAAACUCACGCAUUGGCGAAAGGUACCCGAAACGCCCAUGGAGUGGCCAUAUAAACCGUAUCCGAAUAAGAUUCAUCGGAUUCUUUACCCAGGGAAGCAGCCUGGAAAAGAUAUAUUGGCGCGCAGGGAUGAGAAGAAGGAGAAGAGAAUUUAUCCGUGGAGGAAUGACGACGGGCCACACGAGCGUGCUGGAUCGCCAACAUUUUCGGAUAUAGAGAAGCAGGACGUUCGUCGAAUGCCGUUACCCUCUGAUGUGGAGGAAGGUGAGAAUGAUAAUGCAGACACGGCUGAGAAAGUAGAGGCGGAGUCGAUCGACUCAUCCAAGCCAGAAAGUUCCAUUGAGCCAGCACAGAUAAAUGAUAGUGAUAAUGAUCACGGCGAAGAAAUGCAUGACCCCCGCAUCCGCAUCCGCAUGCCCUUCAGCCCGGACGCGUGGAAUGGAGAACAAAAAGUCCGCGAACAGCAAUACCAGCUUCCGGACCCCCUGCCAAUCCCGCCAGCGCACGUACCGAUGGCACUUCCCUACAUGCCUCAAUCACCCUCCUCCGCCUUCAGCCUCAAUCAGCUCAAUCUUGCACCCCAUGAAAUACUAGUCCUCAGUCCCGCAGGUAAUACAAAUAACGAGAACGGCCACGAUGGGAUCACACAGCCCCUAUCAGGAAUGAUCAAGAGUAAAGCUCAAGCAGGCGCUGGUGUGGACGAGGAAUUUGUGGAUCUCGCGCAACGGAUUCAGUUGCUGGAUGCUUACAAUCGGAGCCACGACGAUGCCAUUUGCGAUAUCAAGAAUACUAGCAAUCACAAUCAUAAUCGCCACGGCGGCAUUGGCAAUGGGGGUGGAAUUUUAUCGCCAUCACCGGUGGCCCCGAUGAGGCGGAAACGCGACAUCUAUGAUUUCCAGGGAGACGAUGAGGUGUUUGAGGAGAUUGUGGAUAGGAUUACUGGGAGGAAGCGGCGGGUCCCGUAUGGGAGGGAGCCCCACGCGUUUUGA
Paracoccidioides brasiliensis Pb18 is the source of this 2520-nucleotide messenger RNA. Its product is annotated as CAMK protein kinase. Gene Ontology annotation, molecular function: ATP binding; protein binding; protein kinase activity. Bases 1 to 2520 code for a protein of 839 amino acids. Gene Ontology annotation, biological process: protein phosphorylation. The transcript has 7 exons. The record is from RefSeq and is a predicted model, not a curated record.